CGCUCCACGCAGCGCCUCUGCCGCCGCGUCUCGACGUGUCACCGGCGGCGGGGCGGCUGUGGUAGGGGAAGGAACUGACUGGGGGAGUUCAAGGUGGUGGGCGGCUGCGACCCCAGCCUGGACUUGCCCCGACACGGAAGUGUCCCGGGGUCCGUGGGAAGCAGGAAAGGGAGGCGGCGGCCCGGCCCGCGCGGGGCACGAUGUUGAACAUGUGGAAGGUGCGGGAGCUGGUGGACAAAGCCACCAAUGUGGUUAUGAAUUAUUCAGAGAUCGAGUCUAAGGUUCGAGAAGCAACGAAUGAUGAUCCUUGGGGACCUUCUGGGCAACUCAUGGGAGAGAUUGCCAAGGCCACAUUUAUGUAUGAACAAUUUCCAGAACUUAUGAACAUGCUUUGGUCACGAAUGUUAAAAGACAACAAAAAAAAUUGGAGAAGAGUGUAUAAGUCAUUGCUGCUCCUAGCUUACCUCAUAAGGAAUGGAUCAGAGCGUGUUGUUACAAGUGCCAGAGAACACAUUUAUGAUUUGCGAUCCCUGGAAAAUUACCACUUUGUAGGUGAGCGUGAAAGAUAUGAUCCUGAGCCCAGAUCAAAAUGGGAUGAGGAGUGGGAUAAAAACAAGAGUGCUUUUCCAUUCAGUGAUAAAUUAGGUGAACUGAGUGAUAAAAUUGGAAGCACAAUUGAUGACACCAUCAGCAAGUUCCGGAGGAAAGAUAGAGAAGACUCUCCAGAAAGAUGCAGCGACAGCGAUGAGGAAAAGAAAGCAAGAAGAGGCAGAUCUCCCAAAGGUGAAUUCAAAGAUGAAGAGGAGACUGUGACGACAAAGCAUAUUCAUAUCACACAGGCCACAGAGACCACCACAACCAGACACAAGCGUACAGCAAAUCCUUCCAAAACCAUUGAUCUUGGAGCAGCAGCACAUUACACAGGGGACAAAGCAAGUCCAGAUCAGAAUCCUUCAACCCAUACACCUCAGUCUUCAGUUAAGACUUCAGUGCCUAGCAGCAAGUCAUCUGGUGACCUUGUUGAUCUGUUUGAUGGCACCAGCCAAUCAACAGGAGGAUCAGCUGAUUUAUUCGGGGGAUUUGCUGACUUUGGCUCAGCUGCUGCAUCAGGCAAUAAUUUCCCUUCCCAAGUAACAGCAACAAGUGGGAAUGGAGACUUUGGUGACUGGAGUGCCUUCAACCAAGCCCCGUCUGGCCCUGUUGCUUCCAGUGGCGAGCUUUUUGGCAGUGCCUCACAGCCAGCUGUAGAACUUGUUAGUGGCUCACAACCAGCUUUAGGCCCAUCUCCAGCUGCCUCAAAUUCUUCAGACCUGUUUGAUCUUAUGGGCUCAUCCCAGGCAACCAUGACAUCUUCCCAGAGUAUGAAUUUCUCUAUGAUGAGCACUAAUGCUGUAGGGCUUGGUUUGCCCCUGUCAAGAUCACAGCCUUUGCAAAAUGUUAGCACAGUGCUGCAGAAGCCUAAUCCUCUCUAUAAUCAGAAUACAGAUAUGGUCCAGAAAUCAGUCAGCAAAACCCUGCCCUCUACUUGGUCCGACCCCAGUGUAAACAUCAGCCUAGACAACUUACUACCUGGUAUGCAACCUUCCAAACCCCAGCAGCCAUCGCUCAAUACGAUGAUUCAGCAACAGAAUAUGCAACAGCCUGUGAAUAUGAUGACUCAAAGUUUCGGUGCCGUGAACCUCAGUUCUCCAUCAAACAUGCUUCCUGUCCGGCCCCAAACUAACACUUUGAUGGGGGGACCUAUGCCUAUGAGCAUGCCCAGUGUGAUGACUGGCACCAUGGGAAUGGCCCCUCUUGGAAAUACUCCGAUGAUGAACCAGAGCAUGAUGGGCAUGAACAUGAACAUAGGGAUGUCAGCUGCUGGGAUGGGCUUAACAGGCACGAUGGGAAUGGGCAUGCCCAACAUAGCCAUGACUUCUGGAACUGUGCAACCCAAGCAAGAUGCCUUUGCAAAUUUCGCCAACUUUAGCAAAUAAGAGAUUGUAAAGAAGCAGAUUGAAUGAAGAAUUUUUAGCUGUGCAGAUAGGUGAUGUUGGGAUGGAAAAUGCUAAUCAGCUCCCCUUUAUCAAUUAAUUAAAAUAAACCUCCAUAAAGAACCAAAAAGGCUGUUUUAUAAAAGUGAAAUAUCUAGUAUUUUAGAAGGCCAGGCAAGAGCGCUUCAGAUGAGGCAGUCAGAAUCAUUUUUUCCAGUGAGAAUAAACCACAAUGGGGUGGUGAGACCACUGAAAGCCUUUAUAAAUUGAAGAACCCAUUUAAUAUCAUAAUUUGUGGGAAAACUGAAAUAGGGCUGAAUAAAUGUGUUUGAAUCUCUAAUUUUAUACUUUCUUUUCCUGAGGAACUUGAUUUUUCUGUCCCUGAAUCGCCUUGUCAUAAUUGGGUCUGUUCCUUUUACUACCACUCUGAGUCCAUAUAUGAAAUCAUUAAAGUUGGAUGAUCAGUUUUUUAUAAAAAUAUAUAUUUUUGUCCAAAAAUGGCAUACAUAUGUGAUUAUGGCUAAAUCAAAGGUAACUGGAAUGUAUAUAUACUUUUGCUAAUGUUCCAGCAACACUGCUAUUAUACUAUCCAAAUUUUUAUUGUAACAAUUGGUGAUAGCUAUGGGACUUUCCCCAUGUCUUCUGCUAUAAUUAUCCUGUGCAAAACUAGGAAAAAAUAUUUUUUUCAGGACUGCUCUAUGGUUUCCUUUAAAAGAAAAAAAACCUCCAGUAUUUUUGUUUGUUUUCAGCAGUCAUCAUUUACAGUUUGCAGUGAUUAACUUGGCAAGGCUUUCCUUCCGUGUUUAUCCCUGUAGCCAUCAUUUAAGUCAGGAACAGUCAAAAAAGAAAAAUAUUUAUUUUAUUAUUAUUUCUUUUUUUGGUGUCUGAAAAGGUAAAAAUCCAUUAAAACCUUAAGUUAAAUAUAAAUGCUAGAACUCAGUGUUCACUUUUAGAUUUUAUACAGUAUUUGUUUUGUUUUGGUUUUGAGUGUAUAUAAUGUGGCAUUAGCAACAUGGUUCCAAUAGAGAGGAGUUAAAUAUAUAUUAUUAAAGGAGACCUGUAGCAGUCAAAGAUUUUAUUGAUUUAAUGACAAAUAAAGGAAAUUAAUUAAAAUGUUUUCGUUUUUCUGCUGUAAUUCUGCAUUAAGCUCACAUGAAAAUCAUGAUUCUAGAGUUUGGAAUGCAAAAUUGUCUCACCCUCAAGCUGGGAAUAUUUUUCAAAAUAAAUAUUAUAAUAUAGAUAUCAAAUUAUCACCUCCCCACUUUAUGUUGAAAAUUUUUUUAUUAAAUUGAUAAAACUUUGUUUCCAUUGUAUUCAUAAUGUUCUGUUAUACAUAACAUUAAAAUGUUCAUUAAAAUGAAUGUUGAGCUGC
Propithecus coquereli (Coquerel's sifaka) is the source of this 3345-nucleotide messenger RNA. It is a transcript of the gene CLINT1, whose product is annotated as clathrin interactor 1. Gene Ontology annotation, cellular component: clathrin vesicle coat; endosome; plasma membrane. The record is from RefSeq and is a predicted model, not a curated record. NCBI's taxonomy places the organism in Eukaryota, Metazoa, Chordata, Mammalia, Primates, Indriidae. Gene Ontology annotation, biological process: endocytosis. The transcript has 11 exons. Gene Ontology annotation, molecular function: clathrin binding; phospholipid binding. The coding region runs from base 201 to 1976 and encodes 591 amino acids.